Dicentrarchus labrax (European seabass) is the source of this 3402-nucleotide messenger RNA. It is a transcript of the gene scarb1, whose product is annotated as scavenger receptor class B, member 1. Gene Ontology annotation, cellular component: cytoplasm; caveola. The record is from RefSeq and is a predicted model, not a curated record. NCBI's taxonomy places the organism in Eukaryota, Metazoa, Chordata, Actinopteri, Moronidae. The transcript has 14 exons. Bases 208 to 1734 code for a protein of 508 amino acids. Gene Ontology annotation, molecular function: lipid binding; scavenger receptor activity; low-density lipoprotein particle binding. Gene Ontology annotation, biological process: recognition of apoptotic cell; plasma lipoprotein particle clearance; cholesterol efflux.
CGACAAUAGAAGCAGGUCAACAACAUCGAUUAGAGGCAUUUAAAAAGCCGGCAGGUCUGCAGACUGAAGCUACAAGCUCACACUUUAAUGCGGAAACACUGCUGGAGUCGGUGACAGUUAGCUCACCUGCUGACUCUGUUUAUCUCUGCAGCUUUGUUGACAUAAACAAGCGAACUUACAAACAGUAACUGUCGGUAAUAACGAGCUAUGGCGGUUAAUAAAGCCAAAGUCGCGAUUGGGUUCAUAGUCGCAGGUGUCCUGACGGUGUUCUUCGGGACUGCUCUUACCUUUGUGGGACCGAUAAUCAUCGACGACCAGAUAGUGAAGAACACGGUGAUCGACCCAAAGAAUGAGAUGUCCUACACCAUGUGGAAGGACGUCCCUGUGCCGUUCUACAUGUCCGUCUACUUCUUCCACGUCCUCAACCCGAAGGAGAUCCUGAACGGGGAGAAGCCCAUGGUGGAGCAGAAAGGACCUUACGUGUACAGGAAACGCAUCCAGAAAGACAACAUCACAUUUCAUCCCAACAACACGGUGUCCUACAGGGAAUACAGAAGAUACUACUUCGAGCCGUCCAUGUCUGCAGGGAACGAGUCCGAUGUUGUCACGAUUCCAAACAUGUUGGUCCUGGGUGCGGCAGUAAUGAUGGAAAACCUGCCCUUCGCUGUGCGUUUAAUGAUCAGCGCCACCUUCAAGACUUUCAAAGAAGGGCCCUUCCUGACUAAGACAGUAGGGGAGCUGAUGUGGGGUUACGACAGCGGACUGGUUGAUUUCCUCAAUAAAUACCUGCCCGGCAUGCUGCCCUCAUCGGGAAAGUUUGGCCUCUUUGCUGAAUUCAACAACUCCAACACUGGCCUGUUCACCAUCUUCACCGGACAAGACGACAUCAGGAAUGUCCAUAAAGUGGACUCCUGGAACGGCCUGACACAGCUGAACUACUGGCGGACUCCUCAGUGUAACAUGAUCAACGGAACAGCUGGACAGAUGUGGCCUCCUUUCAUGACCAAAGAGAGCACUUUACCUUUCUACAGCCCCGACGCCUGCAGAUCUAUGGAGCUUGUUUACCAGCGUCCUGGCAAGCUGAAGGGGAUCCCACUGUAUCGAUUCGUUGCACCCAAAACCCUCUUCGCCAAUGGGACGGACUACGCUCCCAAUGAAGGCUUCUGCCCCUGUAGACAGUCGGGUCUGCUGAAUGUCAGCAGCUGCCGCCACAACUCUCCAGUCUUCAUCUCUCAUCCUCACUUCUUUAAUGCUGACCCUGUACUGCUGGACUACGUGCAGGGCCUUAAUCCAACUGAGGACGAGCAUGGCCUCUUCAUAGACAUUCACCCACAAACUGGUGUCCCACUGAACGUGUCCAUCCGUCUGCAGCUCAACCUCUACAUGAAGAGAGUGUCAGGAAUUACAGAAACUGGCAAGAUUUCUGAGGUGGUGAUGCCAAUGAUCUGGUUCGAGGAGAGCGGCUACAUAGACGGCCCCAUCCUCAACACGUUCCACACGAACCUGGUGAUUCUACCUGCUGUGAUGGAGUUCAUGCAGUACGGCUUCAUCACCCUCGGCCUGGCGACGAUAAUAAUCGCCGCCCUGGUGUAUCACAGAGCGAAGAGGUCUCGUAAAACCGUUAUGUUGACUUCGACAGUGGUGAAAAACCCCGGGGCCUCCGAUAAAGACCUGGUAAAAGGUUCACAUGUCCAUGAAACAAAGGAGAAAAGUAUCACGUAUAAUUCAGAGUAAAUGUGACGACGGCGACGACGACGCCACAUCAUAUGGAAGCACUUCAAUCCAAGAGAAAGACCCUCUGUUAGAAGAAGAUAUGGACUGACAGACACACACACACACACACACACACACACACACACACACACACACACACACACACACACACACACUCUCUCUCUCUUACACACAUACACACACACAGCUGGUGAUAUGGGUUCACUGCUGGCCAAACAUCAUUCCAGUAUCAUGGACUGAAACACUGUCACAAGGUGCUCCGCGUAUUUUAGAGCUCUGCCAUAUGUGACUGUACUGUAAUGUUUAUGAAACUCUCAGCCGCGCACUCACUUUCUUUAAAUGUGUCGAGGCUGUCGGGGUUGAGACUGAUUUAGUCUCUUCAUGGCGGAGUGAAGCUCACUCAAAGCCACUCUUUGUAUAAAGAACUACCAAAAACCACUAUUUCCAGUUAGCUGUGACAGUUGUGAACAUGUGUGCAGGGUGUGAACUACAGGGGAGCCUCUUAAUAAGCCACGAGCUCCCCUGAAAACAUGAUUUGUGAAAUUGUUUUUUUUGGGGGGGGGGGUCUCUAAAAUAUUGACAGUAUCACCCUCUCCAGGAUUUUGCUGGAUUUUUUUCCCCGGCCUAAAAUGUCUGACUUUGAGAAAAUUGCCAUGUAUUUUGUUUAUUUAGGCAUUUUGUUGCAAUGUAAUUGCAGGAGAAAGUGAAAUAAUUGUUUAAAAACUUCCAGUGAGAAUAAAAUCGCCCUGUUUGGAGGGUAAAUGUGAGGCGUUCGCGUCGCACACGUCUGCACCUUCAGCGCUAGAAACGAGGAAGUGAGUUUGGUGACGUAUGACUCCACAUUUUGUGCGGGAAACUACUAUGAAUGAGAUGUUUGCAGAAGAGCCGCAGUGAUUGGACAAUAUUGCAAAGCCGCGCCAAGUUUACAGGUUGAAUUUGUGUUAAUUGUUCCCAUCAGAACUUCCUGGAGGGACCCCAAUAUGCUAUUUUUUGCCAUGCAUUUCUAUUCUUCUGCAUCUUCAUCAUCAUGGAUUAUGUGUAAACUGAGGCUACUAUUGAUGUGUGAUUUGUGCGUGAGGAUGACUAAUCACUAACUUUAUAAAAACCUACUGCUGUUCUUGCCAUCAGCCAGAAAAUAUCAGAAAAUAUAAAACAUAUAUAAUCCCCAGCGACGAGUGAGCUCCCCCAAAAGCCACGGUAUAGUUCUCACGCUGCACAUGUUCCAUUAUCAGCGAUGAUCUGGAACAAUUUAGAGUUUUAUCACUUCAUCAGGAGCAGUAGAGACGGUCGCUGCAGUGGCAGUUUUUACAUUUUAAAUAAAUGUUUCUGUAUCAACAACAAGGGAACCAGAAAAGCUCUUUCUCUGUACAGUGUUUUACUACCAAUGUGCCUUCAUUGAGCAGCAAAUGUUUCGGUUGUUUAACCCGGGGUUUUUGUAUUUUACGUGCAAUAAAGAUCAAAGUUGGAUUUGUCGUAGAGGCUCAAACACUCCGACAAUCAGAGCGGAUGCACUACUAUUUGUCUAGUACUGUCCUCUGUAAAGGUGUGAAUGUAUUUCUUGAAGUGGACGUGAGUGAUGCCGCGUCGUGUCAAAUGCCUCCUUGUUAUAAAUACGUGAAUGAAUGAAGAAAAACUGAGAUAAUAAAUGUGCCUUUGUUUGAAAAUCUA